GGGAGAGAGGGAGACAGGGAGAGGAGAAAGGCUUCGAUAGACAACACGAAAGAGGGGAAAAUAUAGAACGUCGCAACACCCCACUCUCUCUCUUUCCCCCUCUGCUCGCCGGAACCCUCAUCGUAUCCGGUCGCCGGAGAACCCACGCCGCGGAACGGGAGCCAGCGAUCUCCUCCUCCCCACUCCGGGGGUCGCGCUCGAGCUCCGUUGGAUCGUUGAUGCGGGCGGAACCCCGGCGGGAUCUCGCCGGAACCCUAGUCGCGAGAUGAACGGGAGCAGCGCCAAGGACGCCGAGCGGGCGCCGCCGCCGCUGGAGUGGAAGUUCUCGCAGGUCUUUGGGGAGAGGGCGGCGGGAGAGGAGGUGCAGGAAGUUGAUAUUAUAUCAGCAAUUGUAUUUGAUAAAUCUGGAGAUUACCUUGCCACUGGAGAUCGAGGAGGACGUGUGGUAUUAUUUGAAAGAACAGACCUCAAGGAUCAUGGUGAUAGAAGGGAAUUGGAGAGACAAGAUUAUCCUAAAAACAAGCAUCCUGAGUUCCGCUACAAAACUGAGUUUCAAAGUCAUGAACCUGAGUUUGACUAUCUAAAAAGCUUUGAAAUAGAGGAGAAAAUCAACAAGAUCAGAUGGUGUCAAACAGCUAAUGGUGCACUUUUUCUUCUUUCCACAAACGACAAAACCAUCAAAUAUUGGAAGGUGCAAGAGAAAAAAGUGAAACUAAUAACCGAAGUGAAUAUAGAUGCUUCCCAAGCUGUAGGGAAUGGCAGAAUUGCUCGCUCAAGCACAAAUGGUCCUACAACAAAUCUUCUGAAUGGCGGAUGCUCUGAAAGGCCCUAUAAUUAUCUGAAUAAUGACUUCUCGUUUCCUUCUGGAGGGUUUCCAUCUUUGCGUCUGCCCGUGGUAGUAUCAAGCCAGGAGACAAACCUUGUUGCUAGAUGUAGAAGGAUAUACGCCCAUGCUCAUGAUUAUCACAUUAAUUCAAUUUCAAAUAACAGCGAUGGUGAGACAUUUAUAUCGGCAGAUGAUUUGCGAAUAAAUCUGUGGAAUUUGGAAAUCAGCAGUCAGAGCUUCAACAUUGUUGAUGUGAAGCCUGCAAAUAUGGAGGACCUAGCUGAGGUGAUAACGUCUGCUGAAUUCCAUCCAACCCACUGUAACCUGCUAGCUUAUAGCAGCUCGAAGGGCUCAAUUCGGCUUAUUGAUCUGCGUCAGUCAGCAUUAUGCGACAACCAUUCCAAGCUGUUUGAGGAGCAUGAUGCACCUGUGUCUAGAUCCUUUUUCACGGAUAUCCUUGCCUCAAUUUCUGAUAUUAAAUUUUCAAAGGAUGGAAGACACAUACUUAGCCGUGAUUAUAUGACCGUUAAGUUAUGGGACAUUAACAUGGAUUCAGGUCCCGUUGCAACUUUCCAGGUCCAUGAGCAUCUAAGGCCAAAGCUAUGUGAUUUAUAUGAAAACGAUUCAAUCUUUGACAAAUUUGAGUGUGGCUUGAGUGGAGAUGGACUUCGGGUAGCGACAGGUUCUUAUAGUAAUCUGUUUCGUGUAUUUGGCUGUACUCCUGGAAGCAAUGAGGCAACAACUUUAGAAGCCAGUAAAAAUCCAACAAGGCGUCAGCCUCCAAAUCCUUCCAGGCCGGCAAGAUCUCUUGGCAGUUUGACUCGUGUGGCCCGACGAGGGACUGAAAGUCCAGGAGUUGAUACUAAUGGAAACUCACACGAUUUCACGACCAAAUUGCUCCAUUUAGCUUGGCAUCCAACUGAAAAUUCAAUAGCUUGUGCUGCUGCAAACAGCUUGUACAUGUACCGUGCGUAGAUACACCCCUGGCGGAAAAGGCUCUCGUAUUUGGCCUUUUUCCUUAAUUAAAUUGCUUCUUCUCGAAGCUCGUCUUUUCACGUGCAACCAGCAAGACCACACAAGUUGCUAUAUCAUUGAGCUUCACACGGAAACCCUUUCGGGGUCAGAAGAUUUUACUGGACUUGCUAACGAAGUAAUUGUCUCGUGUUUUUUAGCAGCUUUUGUCCAAUUCUUUUAGAAGUGCUAAGUCAUCUCUAUUCAUUUAGAUUUUCUGCUAUUACUUCGGCGAAAAAGCUUCUUCUGCUAUACUGUGCUAACUAUAUCUCUUAGCUAGAUUUGGGUUCGUACUUAUGUGGUCGCUGUUACAGUACUUAUUCGAUCUUCGUGGCUAUUCAAUUUAUUUAUUUGUUGAAAUAAGUGGGCAGAGAUUCUGAGCUGCUUUAUGUGCUCAUUGUAUUGUAUGUAAUGCUGGCUGUAUUUUUACCAAGUGGAUUGUCAUCAAAUGUUGUUCUGUUAUGUCGAAUGCUUGUGUCACUAUCGAUUGCUUGUUAUCUC
Molecule: messenger RNA, 2338 nt
Organism: Ananas comosus (pineapple)
Lineage: Eukaryota; Viridiplantae; Streptophyta; Magnoliopsida; Poales; Bromeliaceae
Product: serine/threonine protein phosphatase 2A 55 kDa regulatory subunit B beta isoform-like
Exons: 14
Coding region: 266-1801 (511 amino acids)
Biological process (GO): peptidyl-serine dephosphorylation
Cellular component (GO): protein phosphatase type 2A complex; cytosol
Molecular function (GO): protein binding; protein phosphatase regulator activity
Source: RefSeq, a predicted model, not a curated record